Cannabis sativa is the source of this 1323-nucleotide messenger RNA. RefSeq lists its product as uncharacterized. Lineage: Eukaryota; Viridiplantae; Streptophyta; Magnoliopsida; Rosales; Cannabaceae. The record is from RefSeq and is a predicted model, not a curated record. The transcript has 3 exons. Bases 1 to 1323 code for a protein of 440 amino acids.
AUGAAAAUUUUAGCCUGGAACUGUCGUGGUCUCGGGAGUUCCACGACAGUUCGACAGCUGACGGCUUUAAUCCGUCAUCACAAACCCGAGAUGUUACUGAUAGCUAAGGCAAGAAUACCAUUACAGAAAUUUAACUUGAUCUGUAAAAGACUGCAUUUUGAGGAAGUCGUAUAUGUUCCCCCUGUUGGGCUGUCUGGAGGAUUGGGGCUCUGCUGGAUGAAAGGAGUCAAGUGCAACAUCACUUCAUAUCACAAGUAUGGAAUCCUGGGAGAGAUUUCAUCGGACCCCCCAGGUGUGCAGUGGAAUUUCUUUGGUCUAUAUGGUCCUCCCCAUGAGAAAGACAAAGAGACUUUCUGGAAGGAAGUUGGAGACUUCGCCCUAACCACCCCAUCCCCUCUUCUUCUAAUGGGUGAUAUGAAUGGUACCCUCUGUGACGCGGAAUGUAUUAAUUAUGCUAGAAGAAGCAACUCUGCGAGAUACGCUUUCGAUUUCCGUCGUAUGGUGGAUCGUGCAGGGUUAAUUGACUUGGGAUUCAUAGGGCCGUCUUUCACAUGGGUGAAGAGUAGCAAACAACCCGCAGAUGGAAAAAUUUUGUUUCCUGAUGCUGUACUGAAUCAUCUAUCGGCUUCCUCCUCUGAUCAUCGGCCAAUCCUUCUUGAUACACAUGGAGGAUACAAAGGAAAGCGUCGCCCUUUUAGAUAUGAGAACAUGUGGGUAAGAGACCCAAGAUGUUACUGGGUGGUUAAAGAAGCUUGGGCGAAGAGGCUCCAUGACAAUCCAAUGGAAGCUUUGCUUAGGGAAGAGAUUCACUGGAGGCAAAAGUCUAGAAUUAAAUGGAUCAAAGAGGGCGAUAGAUGCUCAAAAUUUUUCAUGACUUCCACCAUAGUUCGUCGAAGGAAAAAUUUCAUUCAGUGCAUAAAGGAUUCGGAUGGAGGUCAGUGGAUUAGAGACCAAAAGGAAAUUGCAGAAUGCUUCCUUAAGAACUUUCAAGACCUUUUCAGACAAGAUCAUAACUGCCUGACUCCCCAACUCAGUAAUCUCUUCGAUAGGGUCAUCACACACGAAGAGAACAUGAUGCUAAAUGCCAUUCCCAACCCAGACGAGGUGACUGCAGCAAUCAAUGAAAUGGGGAAUGAUAAAGCUCCUGGACCGGAUGGGUUUCCAGUAAGCUUUUACUCUCAUCAAUGGGACACAAUAGGCAAUGAUCUCUAUGAACUGGUAAUUCAUUUCUUUACCCACUAUGAUCUCCCUCCUUUUAUAAACGAUACCUCGAUUGUCCUCAUUCCAAAAAGAGACAACCCUGUGCACACCAGAGACUAUUAG